Messenger RNA from Polypterus senegalus (gray bichir), 1215 nucleotides. It is a transcript of the gene opn9, whose product is annotated as opsin 9. Gene Ontology annotation, cellular component: membrane. The record is from RefSeq and is a predicted model, not a curated record. Lineage: Eukaryota; Metazoa; Chordata; Cladistia; Polypteriformes; Polypteridae. Gene Ontology annotation, molecular function: G protein-coupled receptor activity. Gene Ontology annotation, biological process: G protein-coupled receptor signaling pathway. The transcript is spliced from 6 exons. The coding region runs from base 1 to 1215 and encodes 404 amino acids.
AUGUCAUUCAACAGCAGUGCCUCUGCCUUGUCGAACUGGACAUGUGGACAGCGAUGUGCAGUCCAGGAUCAUAACGGGACCCUGUCGGAGAGCAAAUUCAAAUCUGCACUGACACCUGCAGCUGACCUGGUCAUCGGAGUAUUUAUUGCUGUAACAGGAAUCCUAUCUAUUAUAGGAAAUGGCCUUGUCAUUGCUGUCUUUAGCCACAAAAACAGACGCCUCAAAGCUCCGGAGCUCAUGGUCAUGAAUCUUGCCGUGUGUGAUUUUGGAUAUGCCCUCCUUGGAGCUCCAUUUCUCAUGUAUUCCAGCUUUGUGCACAAGUGGGCCUUUGGAUCAGUCGGCUGCACCUGGUAUGGAAUCCAAGGAUUUUUGUUCGGGAUUGGAAGUCUGUUAACUACCAUGCUGAUUAGCAUUGAUCGAUGUUUAAAAAUCUGCAGCAUUAAAUAUGGUCAGUGGGUAGAGCGUCACCACAUUACUGGACUUAUCCUUUCAGUUUGGUUGUACACCCUGACCUGGGCUAUCCUGCCUGUGUUUGGGUUUGGAAGCUACGGACCUGAGCCUUUUGGGACGAGUUGCACUAUAGACUGGUGGAAGGUGACCUACUCAGCCAAUGACAGACUUUACGUCAUUCUCAUCAUGGCUUUCUGUUUUGGUAUUCCAACCUGCAUCAUUGUGUUUUGUUAUAUUAAAAUCAUCUUUACUGUGCGUGCUUCUUCUCGAUUUGUGGCUUCCAUCUCAGCAAGCACAGUCACAGGCAACACCAAUGAGAUGAAGCUAACUAAGAUUGCUGCAGUUAUCUGUUCCACGUUCUUCCUUGCUUGGAGCCCAUAUGUGGUGGUUUCUUUUUACUCUGCCCUCCAAAGUGCAAGUGUCCCUUAUCUAAAUGCAAAUGCUAGGCCACCAGAAGAGAACAGUCUACCUAGGUUGCCACCAGAGCUGAGUGCGGUUCCUGCACUGUUUGCCAAGUCCCACUGUAUGGUCAAUCCUCUCAUCUAUCACAUCAUGAACAAAGAUUUUCAUUCUCAUGUGAGGAAUCUGUUCUCCAGAAGAUCUAUUCAUAGCCAUUCAGUUGGAGGGAGCACCAAGUUCUCCUCUCUGAGGCAAAGUACAAUCAGCAGGCAAUACUCCCUUGGGCGUUGUGUGAGCCUGGAGAUUGCUGAGCUAGGGACAGAGGAGGACAGAGCACUGGCCAGUGUCAGAGGCCAAGCCUGUUGA